Messenger RNA from Linum trigynum, 3068 nucleotides. Lineage: Eukaryota; Viridiplantae; Streptophyta; Magnoliopsida; Malpighiales; Linaceae. The record is from the annotation of a GenBank genome assembly.
GGAAACAACUCUAGACAAGACAUAAAAUAUACUACCCCUUGGCCCCUAAAUCCGAAAGAAAAAUAAUGCACGAGAGCCACAAGGACGAUAAACAAUGAAUUUCUGGGCUCCACGUUGACAUGCAUUCUUUCGAGGAAAUCUACAUUAUUAAAUCACGUGGCACCAGCUUGAACACAUAAAAGGCUGUACUAAAUGCUCACCAUCUAAGCGGACCACACAGCCCACAACACAAGGUACAAGAAGCCGAAAAAACGUGUCUAUAUCAUAUAGAAAGCAGAACCCACUAAGCUCUGUGGUUCAAGACUCUACUGCAACUCAGCAGAGCUCCUGUGGACCUUGAUGUAAUCAAAGUGUUAAACUUUUGACGUUCGAUAAUUACAUAGGCAUCUUCACAUGAUACACGACAAAGAAAAAACAAAUGAUUAAGUCGCUAUCUCAUUUCAUUUUAUACUUUAAUCAGAUAAAGAAGAAACCUUUAAGCUGCUUUUUCAUCCUAAAUCCUGAUCACUCACCAUUUCCCCUGUCUACGCACUGCAACUCGCAACGACUAUGAAACUCCCAACAUCCCAAAGCUUAGGCUCCAUGUUCAUAGGAGCAAUCUACGCUUUCCUCACCUUAUCCACCUCAUUCCCAAUCGUCUACUCCACUGACACUCCAAAAUCCUACUACCACUCUCUCUUCCUCUCCACCUCCCUCGCCGACAAUGCCUCCGUGGCACACAACCUCUACAUGCUCACCCGCCGGCCGCACGUCGCCGGCACGGAAGCCAACGCCGAGACCGCCGACUACGUACUCACCACCCUCACUUCCCACAACAUCAACUCCCACAUAGUCUCCUAUGACGUGGCGCUGACCUACCCUGACUCACGUUCCCUGACGCUGACUCCCAAACCAGGCCAUCCACCGGUAGCGUUCGAUCUCCGUCAGGAGAUCUACGCCGGCGAUCCCUACGCCGACGUGGCGAGCCAGGUCAUGCCCACGUUCCACGGGUUCGCCAAGUCAGGGGAUGUCACGGCGUCCGUGACGUAUGCAAACUACGGACAAGUGGAGGACUUUGCGACUCUAAACGAGAUGGGAGUCAACGUGAGUGGGACGAUUGUGCUGGCGAGGUACGGGAAGGUUUUCAGAGGGGACAUCGUGCAUAAUGCGUACACGGCAGGGGCGGUGGGGACGAUUAUAUACUCGGAUAGGAAGGACUAUGGCGGCGGAGGGAAGGACGCCGGGUGGUUCCCGGAGGCGAAGUGGCUGCCGCCGACGGGAGCUCAGAUGGGUAAUGUUUAUACGGAGGCCGGUGAUCCUACGACUCCUGGGUGGCCGAGUAAUGAAGGGUGUGAGAGGAGGGAUUAUGAGGAAGUGGAGAGGUUGGGGAUUGUGCCGGCGAUACCGUCGCUGCCGGUGUCGGGAGCGGACGGCGAGACGAUCAUGAAGUCGAUUGGUGGGAAGGUGGCCGAUGAGGAUUGGCAAGGGAGUGAUGAUGCUCCGACUUACAGGGUCGGACCAGGGCCAGGUGUUCUGAAUCUCAACUACAAGGCAAAAAAGACUAUAGCAACUAUUCAUAACGUGAUCGGGAUGAUUGAAGGAUCAGAAGAGCCUGAUAGGUAUGUGAUCCUGGGUAAUCAUCGGGAUGCGUGGACAUUUGGAGCGGUUGAUCCCAACAGUGGAACAGCAACACUUCUUGAGGUUGUUCAAAGACUGGAAAAACUGCAGAAGAAAGGCUGGAAACCAAGAAGAACAAUCAUCUUUUGCAGUUGGGACGCCGAGGAGUAUGGCUUGAUAGGAUCGACUGAGUGGGUUGAAGACAACCGAGAACUGCUGGCUUCGAGAGCUGUUGCCUACUUGAAUGUGGAUAUUGCAGUGAGUGGCGAGGAAUACUCUGCUUCUGCAACUCCUCAGCUUGAUGAAUUACUCAAACAGGCCGCUAAACAGGUUCAAGACCCAGAUAACUCAUCACAGACUGUCUAUGACUCUUGGGCUUCUGCCUCCAGCAGUUCCCCAUGGGCUGCUGUCUCCAGCAGUUCCCCAAGUGUAAAGAUUGAAAGAUUAGGGGGUGGAGGAUCAGAUUUUGCAGCAUUUGUACAGCAUAUUGGUGUAGCAUCCCUUGAAGUAACUUACGGAGGAGCUUACCCUGUAUACCACUCAAUGUAUGAUGACUUUGUCUGGAUGGAGAAGUUUGGUGACCCAAUGUUCCGCAGACACAUUGCAGUUGCAAGCAUUUGGGGAUAUCUAGCUCUCCAGUUAGCAGACAAGGAAAUUUUGCCUUUUAACUAUCAGUCCUAUGCUAAAGAGCUUCAGAGAAAUGCGGAGGAGUUGGAAGAUCAGAUAUCAAAUCAGAUAACAGUUACUCCCUUGCUUACUUCUAUUGAUGCACUAUCAAAAGCAGCAGCCAAGAUAAACAAUGAGAUAAAGGUGAUUGAAGAAACCAUAGGUUGGGCAUCAAUUGUGAAAGCUGACUUCACAAGAGUGAGGGAGAUCAAUGACAGACUAAUGAUGGCUGAGCGUGCAUUUCUUGACCGAGAGGGGCUUUCUGGAAGACCAUGGUAUAAACAUAUGAUAUAUGCACCUGCCAAGCAUAAUGUGUAUGGAACAAAGUACUUCCCAGGAAUUGAUGAUGCAAUAGAGCAGGCAAAGCGUCUGAAUACUGAAGAAUCAUGGAAGGUGGUGCAACAUGAAGUUUGGAGAGUCUCCAGAGCCAUUAAUCAAGUUACUAAGGUCCUUAGCGGUGAAUUGACAUGAAAUGUACUGUAAAAGGCGAGACUUACAGGUGCUGACAGGAACCAGCCGCCAUGCUGAAUGCCUCCAAACCAGUACCUUUCACCUCCACUUCAAUACAAGUACUUUGAAACCCCUUGCAAGAAUGGUGCAACAAAUAAAUUUCAGAAAGUCGAGUACGAUCAGAAUUAGCUUCAAAUCCUUCGUUGUACGCAUUCACCCUACUAUGUGAAUUAUCAAAAUAACCAACAAAAAAAAAUUCCCAUCAAAGGAACAAGGGCUGAUGAAAACAUGGACUGCCAGUUAAUUUGGGUUCUUGUUUUGGUUUAUUGGGGUAAAAUUAAAAUUGAAAAAUAAAA